AUGCCCAGAACAAGUACCGCUGCUGAAAAAUGUUGUGUUACUAUCGUGUUUACCGGGUGUUCAUUGUCAUCCUUGAAAAAACUUUUAGAUGGUGUUGCUGUCAUGGUUUUGAUUUUGGUGUCACUAACCUUGGUUUACCGCCCGGCAGCCAUGUUUCGGCGACGUGCAAAUUUUCGCACAAACAAAGACCAGGUUUCAGAAAUCAUCCUCUCGAGUGACUUCGCUGACGAUGGCUUUUCUUUUUCAACCGCUUAUAGCAAAGAAAAAUAUCUUUCAUACGAACCACCUAUUGGCAGUUGGAGUAAACAACUUCAGGCCUUCGAAAACGCCGUCAUAAUAUCAAAGCUAUUAAACAGGACUCUUCUCGCCCGAGCGUUGGCAAGUGAACUUGAGCUCAAGCGACUGAGGAGAUUUGUGCGAAAAACUCUGCAACCGAACUCGAAAGUUUAUGAGCUUCUGGAUAAAAAAUUCACUGUUCCAAUUUCGUCGGUGGUUGAUUUUAAUCAUUUGUCAAAGCUGGUGAGGGUUCGUGAUGUCGGCGGAACGUAUCAACAGUUUUUGGGCAAUUACAAAAACAUGACCCGGCAUGAGGUUUGUAACAGAGACUCCAUGGGUUUCUGGGUUGAUUUUAUACCUGCGGCUAACAAUCACGAGGCUUGGAAAAUUCUUGAAUUUCAAGAUUUCUUUCCUCUUUUCCUCAAUGUUCCUACAGUAGAACCUGUUUGUGAUUAUGCACUACAAAUGCAGACUCAGCCUUACAAACCAAUUCCCUUUAUUCGAGGAAUUAUCUCUGAGUUAGGCAUGGUAGAAGAAGACAUUAUUUACUUCCGGGAGGGGUCUAUCGCCGCCAGUGACAUUCGGUUCCUCUCCAAGCAACGAGUCGCGCAUGCUCAGAAGUGGGCCCUUGAUUACAUCCGCUUUACCCCAUAUCUUCAAUCAAAGAUCCAAAGGAUGAUAGAAAGCGUUAAAAUGCCGUUUAAUGCCCUUCUUAUUUCCAAGGAGGAUGAAGAAGCAAAUCUCAACAAAACCAUUUACGUCAGACUCCGAGAAAUGGAAAAAAUGAAAUUCCGUGAGUUGACCAAAGUUUUGUAUGUUAUAACCCACAUGGAUAAUCUAACAUCUUUUGAGCCGUUGAGUAGUAAAGGCUAUGAAAUAUAUUUCACAAAGAGCCUUAUUCCUUCAGGCGUUAACUCGUUGGUGAGGUAUGACGUCACGGACCUAUUAGGAUUGAUGAUUUGUAAGUACGCAAGACUUUAUGCAGGACCAUCUGAUCCGUACCUCAUUCGACGAGGACGAAUCCACGAAGCCAAGACAAAAGAUAGUUUAUUUGUCGACCAUGUAACCGUACGAUGGGCUUUGCACACUAUCAAAAGAAUGCACCACUUUAAAACUUCCUUCAAUUACACAGGACUGGGUUUUCAAACUUCGAAGGCAAACUACAUAUCUUGCACAGUUUGUAAAUUUUUGCAAGGGACAGAGAAACAUAAACUCUGUUUUCCUCUAUUGAGCGAGUGUUCGAAGCUACGUGUCAGUUAG
Porites evermanni is the source of this 1536-nucleotide messenger RNA. Lineage: Eukaryota; Metazoa; Cnidaria; Anthozoa; Scleractinia; Poritidae. The record is from the annotation of a GenBank genome assembly.